AUGUUGAAACGUGGAGCUCAAGGUCCUCAAGGGUCCAAAGAAGACGAGGGUAUUUUUGGGAUGGCCAGCACCCCGGAUGAUAAACCCGUUCGGGCGACAGCGGCCCAGUUAGCCAGCAGAAAGAUCAAGGACGUCCGCAAACGCCGGGCUCCAACCCCCACAACCGGCGGAGGCGCAUCUGAUGUGGCUUCAUUCAACCCUUUCGCAUCCGCGGCACCGGCCGCGGCACCGGCACCUACCCAGUCAACUGGGUUCACAUUUGGUCAGACUCAGAGCCAGAGCUUCCCCGGCGCAAGCUCGGGGCCCAGUCAGGGUGGGAUUUUCUCGUCGGGCACUAACGGCCAGGCGAGUAGCCAGACGUCGUUCGGGUUCAGCGCGGGCCCUACUUCAUUUGGAUCUGCGCCGUCGAGCAAUCCGUUUUCUGUAAACACAUCGUUCGGUGGAAACUCACAGUCAAGUACCAGUGGAUUCAGCUUUGGAGGAUUCAAUGCCGGCAACCAGUCCACUCCGUCAUUCGGUGGAUUCGGAGCACAACCGAACACGAGCACCCCAGCAAAACCCGCCUUAUUUGGGCAGUCUACCGCACAAAUGACUUCGCCUGCCGAUGACAGUAUGCAAACGUCGCCUGAUACCAAGCCCAAGGGAGCUUCCAUGUUCUCAUCGAAGCCAGCCGCAGGUCCAUCGGCACUUAGCAAUCCAUUUUCGAACCUUUCAGGGCAGAAUGCUCCCAGCAAUCUCUUUGCACCAAAGGCAUUUGCGACUGAGAAACCUGCCGAGAAACCUGCCGAGACACAACCUUUCAAGCCGCUUUUCGGAUCAACGCCCGCCGAUUCGAAGCCUGCAGAUGGAGAGAAACAGCAGCCGACAGCCAGCAAUCCAUUUGCGAACCUGACAGGGCAGGCUCCAACCAGCAGCACUAACCUGUUUGCCCCGAAGCCUACGGUAGCGGAGCAAACUUCUGCAAAGCCCGCAGAAGCGGGAAAGCCCUUUGGCGCUCUUUUCGGGUCAAUUCCCAGUUCUCAGCCCUCAGGGCCUGCUAGCAAUCUAUUUGCGCCCAAGCCAGCGGCAGAAGAACCGAAGGCGAGCAACCCGUUCGCGAACCUAUCAGCGCCAAGCCCAUUCGGCGCUUUGUCCUCGCCGAAUGUUACUGGGACCGAAAGUUCUGUUAAGGCCGGCGAAGCGCAACCGUUCAAGUCCAUGUUUGGUACGCCUGCAGCAUCGAAAGUGUUGGAUGCUGGAAAAGAGCAGACGACUGCACCAGCAUUUGGCAACAUGUUUUCGCCAAAGCCAGCUGCUGAGAAGGCGGCUGCAAUCCCUACAGCGGACCAGCCUUUCAAGUCCAUGUUUGGUACACCUACAGCAUCGAAAACUUUGGAGGCCGGGAAAGAGCAGACUGCUUCACCGGCAUUUGGCAAUCUGUUCUCGCACAAGCCAGCUGCUGAGAGCACGGGUGCAAAAUCAUCCGAGGACAAGCCGCUCAAGCCAGUGUUUGGAGCACCUGUGGCUGAGAAGGAACAAUUAGCGACGAGUAGUAUCUUUGCACCGAAGGUGACAAGCGAAGGGCAGACUCCUGUACCUGCCCAGACCUCACAAUUUGGCUCAAUGUUCGGGGUGUCUCCUGCGCCGUCAAAGUCUGGAAAGGAAAAGACAACCCAGGUGACGCCUAGCAAUCCAUUCGCGAACCUGUCAGGGCAGAACGCUUUCAGUAAUCCAUUUGCGCCAAAGCCGACAGAGCAGGCUGCAACUCCCCAGGCAUCGAACACUUCGCUCUUUGGUGCAAGUACAGCAGUUGGGAACAAUAAAGACACCAACAUCGCAGCUCUGAAUGGCUCAUUGACUAGCCCAUUUACCGCUGGGCCUAAGGUGUCGAACGAAUCUCGAACGGAAGGUGCGACGAUAGCUGCGACACCUCAUGUGUCGUUCGCGCAGUCUCCACGCGACCAUAAGAGCUCGUCUUGUUUACCUGUCUCGUCUUCCUCUUCCCUCCCCUCUUCCUCCUCAACUUCUAUUGUUUCCAACACUUUCGCUGCUUCAGACUCUGACAGUCUUUUCCCUCGACCGGAUCAACCUGUGUCAAUUGAAUUUCCUGUAUCAACUGAAGACUUUGACGCGAUGCCACUCAAACGUCUUUUCCCUGAGAAGAAUCGGGAUGAGCUUAGGGAUCGAGCCGCCUUGCUUAUGAAGAUUGGCGUCUUGACUGAGUCGUUCAAGCGUGAGGUCGCCAAAUGCGAUCCCAUGACAGAUGAUAUUGACGAAGUCCUUAUUCUUUACGCUGAACUUCGACGUGAGCUCGGUGUCCCCAUUGGGUCGAUCAACCCCGAAGAAGAUGCUAAGCGCGCUGCCAUCAACAAACGCGAUGACGCCCAGGAAGCGGCAGAUGGCAACGCGCCUUCUCGGAUCCCGACUCCUCCGGCCUUUGUACCUCUUGGUCAUGAUGAUAGACACCCAGCACCCUCUAACAAGCCUUCUGGUGGGUCUACCACUUCCUCCAAGUUCGCCCAAUCCUUUUCUGCUCCGAAUCCUGCUCCAGCAACUACUUCUGCUGGCGCUUCUUCCGCCUUGAUUGCCGGUCCUUCGUCUCCGGCCGCGGUUCCCGUUUCUGCUGCUCCUGUCGCUCCAGCUAAGCCUUAUCCUCCCACUGCCAGCCCUGUAGCCACUUUUGCAGCCCCCACUGCCGUUGAGCCUCCCAAGUUUGGCGAUGCGGCCACUUCAACUACCACCCCUGCUUUUGGAGUUUCCAAAAUUGGCGCUGUAGUAACUUCUACCACUUCCUCUGCUAUUGAAGCCCCUAAAUCUGGUGAUGCAGCCACUUCAACCACUGCCCCUGCUUUCCAGAUUCCCAAGUUUGACGGUGCAGCUACUUCAACCACUGCCCCUGCUUUCCAGAUUCCUAAGUUUGAUGGUGCAGCCACUUCAACCGCAGCGUCUGCUUUCCAGGUUCCCAAGCUUGGUGGUAAAGCUACUGGCAUCGAUUUUUCAGCCCAGUUCAAGACAGAGUCGGACAAGACCAUCGCUAAAGCAAAGGCACAGAGAAAGGCUUUGGAGUUUGACUCUGAUGAGGAUGAUGAGGAAGAGUGGGAGCGCAAAGAUGAGGAACGCCAACGCGCGAAGCGCGCUGAAAUUGAAGCCGCAGCUAAAAAGCGUGCCGUUUUCGUCCCCGGUGUGGGUUUCAAGUUCGCUGAUGAUAACGCUGAGGAGCCUGCAACAUCUGCUGCACCUGCCACGCCUCCGCAGGGCGACUCUGCGGGUACUGGCAAUUCUUCCCCUCAUGUUUUUCCUCCUUUUGUUACUCCCUCGACCACCACUUCUGCUGAAGCGAACGGUACCCCCUCUGCGAGUGCUGUUAAUUCUACCCCUCCUGUCUUUCCUCCUUUCGUUGCUCCCUCGACCGCCGCUUCCGCUGGAGCGAACGGCACUUCCUCUUUAUCUUCAUCGAACUACCAACCCCGUUUCCCUACAUCAUCAUCUCCUCAGUCUUCUGAAUUCUCAACUCUCGUCGGAACAGCCCAGCGUUCGCCUGCGGAUGCCGCACUCUUUGGAGGCAAGCCUGCAUCCCCACCGCCUUUCUUCGGUGCAUUUGGUGCAGGUCCUCCCAGCUCCUCUUCCGGCUCCUCGGUUUUCGGGUCGUCCAGUAAGCCGGUCCCAGCCUCGCAGAACAUUUUCGGCGGGCUCAAGCCGACCUCGCCGAAACGCAAGGCCUCCGCAGAUGAAGGUGAAAAGGACGAUGAUUCCCCCGCAAAAAAGCCGAAGUCCUCUCAGAACAUCUUCGGUGGACCCAAGCCGGCUGAGCAGAACAUUUUCGGCGGGCUUAGACCGGCCUCGCCGAAACGCAAGGCCUCUGUUGAUGGAAAUGACGACCAAGAUGAUUCCCCCGCAAAAAAGACGAAGCCCUCGCCUCCCCCUUCUUCUGUUGGCGCCAAUAUGUUCGGACAGGUCUCCACUGCACCGUUGGCUCCUUCGACCAAUUUUUCCGCACAGCCCGCGAUGACCACUCCCUCGGCCCCUCCUACUCAGCCCAUUUCCAAUUCCACUGAAGAUGAGGACGGUGAACCUGGCGAAAUUUUCGAUUUGACAAAGGGCAACGGUGGCGAAGAAGAAGAAACUCUUGUGUUUGAAGACAAGUCCCGGGUGUUCAAGCUUGAGGAUAAGUGGUACGCCAAAGGAACAGGUCCUGUCCGCCUUCUGAAGCACCCUGUCACUGGCCGUGCACGGAUUGUCGCCCGUGCCGACCCUAGUGGAAAUGUCACCUUGAACAUUCUCCUGAAGAAAGAGUUUGACUACAAGCUCACCACUAACAGUGUUCAGUUCCUGGUCCCCAACGAGACUGGGGAACUCAAACAUUGGGCCGUUCGAGUAAAGGGUGAGAGACUGCAAGAGUUCCACCAGCUGAUCAACGAGAUCAAGAACUAG
Molecule: messenger RNA, 4410 nt
Organism: Penicillium digitatum Pd1
Lineage: Eukaryota; Fungi; Ascomycota; Eurotiomycetes; Eurotiales; Aspergillaceae
Biological process (GO): intracellular transport
Source: RefSeq, a predicted model, not a curated record